AUGCUGUCGGAAACCCGACCGCUCCUGAUGCCGCAGAACCGCAAGCUGCGGCAUCUCAAGGGAAUCUACCUUCGCAACCUCACCUUCUCCCGUCCCGAGGACCGCACGGUCGACGACGCAGCGCUUAACGGAUCCAACUCGGCGACUAGGAGGCCUUCGGUCAAGGAGCUGUACAAUGCAAGGUCCUCGGAGAGCUCUGGUUCGGGAAAGGCAACGGCGAGGAGGGGCUCGAUGCUGGCGAUGGUGAACGCGGUGGAGCGGCAGAAGAAAUUGGAAGGAACUGUGGACGAGAAGGUCGCGGAUGGGUUCUUCUCUUUGCACUGUGAGGGAGAAGAGGAGCCCAUCUAUAUCAGCGAAGUUGUUGAGAGGUCCUCAAACUUCAACUUUCAAUUUUUCGACCUUACAAACCUCCACCCCGGAAUUACGAGAACGGCAGAACUCACAUUCCGAUUCUACACCUGCCGACAAGGCGUCUGGACCUUCCUCCUUGAAGAAUCUGUGGACCUUAAGAAGCUCCAAUUCAUCGACACCCUAGAGAACCAACACUUUCCUCCCAACGGCCUCGUAUUCCACCUCACCGACGGUAUGUAUUCGGCCGACAUCGCAGGCCCGCCAAGGAGGCCCAAGUCUGCUCCCGCCGUGCCGACGUCAUCGUAUAACGCUCUGAUGAAGCUCGCUACUCUCGAUACCUCCAUCCAGGACGCGAUCGCGACGCAACAGGCCAUCGCGGCGCAGAUCAACGACAUACUCGACAAGCGACCGCCCGACAAAGGCCCCGUAGCUAAGGAUCGUCUUGAUCUCGCGAAGAAAUACGUGGCCCAAGAGCAGCGUGCGCUAGCCGCAUCGGAGAAACGCAAGAAGGAACUGAAGCAGUCGAUCCAAGCCCGGCGUGCGGCGAUUCGAGAAGGUCGAGCUAUGCAGGAAAAGGCAGAGCGGGAUGUCGCUGAUGCUCAAGGAAAGCUCAGUUCCUCGCGAGAGGCUGUCGCGACGACGAAAGAGCAGAUCCACGGUCAGAGACGACGCAUCUGCUCCGAUCUCAGUGAUAUAUUCGACAUUCGGCCGGUACCCGACGGCCCGCCAUUGUCUUUUCAGAUAUGCGGCAUCCCCUUACCUAACACUACCUUCGACGCCGCUACCUCCCGCGGCACGGACGAGAACGCUCUAUCGGCGGCGCUAGGAUAUGCCGCCGCCCUUACUGACUCCCUCCAGUACUACCUAUCUACGCCGCUACCGUACCCCAUCACGACCUUCGGCUCCCGCGCGACCAUCCGCGACGACAUCUCCCUCCUAACAGACCUAACAGCGAAAUAUCAAACCCGUGGACGAGAGUUCCCACUCUACCUCCCGAAAGGAGGCUCAACCGCCGCGCACUUCCGCUUCGAAUACGCCUGGUUCCUCCUUAACAAGGACAUCGAAGCCCUCUGCGCCUCCCAGCACCUCCGCAUCAUGGAUAUCCGCCAGACGCUGCCGAACCUGAAAUACCUUCUCUACGUGUGCAGCGCCGGCACGGACGAAGUCCCCGAGCGGAAGAAGGGCGGCGUGAGGGGCCUUUGGAUGGGUGGGGCGAAGAAUAGCAGGGCUUCGCCGACGGUGGCUUCGGUGGAUGGCGUUGGUAGCGAGAGUCCCAGCGUGGAUGGGGAGGGGGAGGCCGGGGGCAUUGGGGCGCAGAAGGGCUUGCCGUUUGGGGAAGCCGAGUUGAAGUUGAGUUUGAGGAGGAAGGGAUUGCAUGCGGGUCGGGGUUAG
Messenger RNA from Scedosporium apiospermum, 1743 nucleotides. Its product is annotated as UV radiation resistance-associated protein. The coding region runs from base 1 to 1743 and encodes 580 amino acids. Gene Ontology annotation, biological process: SNARE complex assembly. Gene Ontology annotation, molecular function: SNARE binding. The record is from RefSeq and is a predicted model, not a curated record. Gene Ontology annotation, cellular component: endosome; lytic vacuole. The transcript has 2 exons. NCBI's taxonomy places the organism in Eukaryota, Fungi, Ascomycota, Sordariomycetes, Microascales, Microascaceae.